AUGCACCUGCUGCCCAGAGAGCGGGACAAGGUCCUUUUGCAUCAAGUUGGCGCGCUGGCUCAAAAACGCCUGGCGAGGGGGGUGAAGCUGAAUCAGACCGAAGCCACAGCUCUGAUCGCGACUGUACUGCAAGAGAGGAUACGAGAUGGCACUCACAGCGUUGCAGAGCUGAUGCAGCAUGGCAAGACGCUCUUGGGUCGCAACCACGUGCUGCCCGGAGUACCCGAGUUGCUGCACGAGGUCAUGGUGGAGGGAUGCUUCCGCGACGGUACAUUCCUCGUCACUGUUCAUGACCCCAUCUGUACGCCGACCGGCUCGCUCGCCGACGCUCUCUUUGGCACCUUCUUGCCGGUGCCCAAGCAAGCGUUAUUCCAAGAGUAUGCUCCACCCGAUCACGUGCCUGGUGCUUUGGUCGUCCUCGCAGGCGCAGCUCCCAUCGUGCUCUGUCCAGGCAGAGACCGCAUCUCUGUCCGAGUGACGAACACUGGAGACAGGCCAAUCCAAGUCGGCUCACACUACCUCUUCUCGGAGACCAAUCGGGCCCUGAGAUUCCCGCGCCUCAGAGCGGUUGGUUAUCGCUUGGACAUCGCUGCCGGCACAGCUGUGCGCUUUGAACCGGGAGAUGUGCGCACAGUUGGCCUCGUCAGCGUCGCAGGCAGUCGUAAGCUCAGUGGGGGCUGUGGCAUCCUAAAUGGUGAUAUCUCUGCUGUUGCCGACGAUAUUCGGCGUGAUCCCGAGGGCGUGCGCGCUCGCAUCACAAGCUUGGGCUUUCUCGACGCGCCUCCUGAAGAGUAUGCAGCUCUCGAAAGUCAACCUCCGCCCCGCCCGAUGCAGCUCACGCGAGCCGCUUACGCAGCUUUGUAUGGACCAACAAAGGGCGAUCGAGUCAAGCUUGGGGACAGUCCAUUGUGGAUCGAAGUCGAACGAGACAUGUGCAGCUAUGGCGACGAGUGUAAAUUUGGAGGUGGCAAGGUGCUGCGCGACGGGAUGGGCCAAGCCUCGGCUCGGAAAGACGACGAAACGUUGGAUCUAGUCAUCAUCAAUGCGCUGAUCGUCGACUGGUGGGGCAUCAUCAAGGCAGAUGUCGGAAUCAGGGAAGGCGUCAUCGUUGGCAUCGGCAAAGCGGGCAACCCAGAUAUUAUGGACAAUGUGACGGAAGGAAUGACUGUAGGAAGCACUACCGAGGUGAUGGCUGCUGAGAAUCUCAUUCUUACAGCUGGUGCCAUCGAUGCGCAUGUUCACUAUAUUUGUCCGCAGCUCAUUGAAGAAGCGCUGGCGUCCGGUAUCACCACUCUGAUUGGUGGAGGCACUGGCCCGACUUCGGGAAGUUCCGCCACCACUUGCACUCCGGGCAGGGAUCAGCUUCGCGCGAUGCUGCGAGCCACUGACCAAAUGUGCAUGAACUUUGCGUUCACUGGCAAAGGCAACGACAGUCAUCCAGACGGUCUCAGAGAUCAAAUCCGCGCCGGAUGCGCAGGUCUCAAGCUGCACGAGGAUUGGGGCACCACUCCGUCCACAAUCGACUCUUGCUUGACCGUUUGUGAUGAGUUGGAUGUGCAAUGCAACAUACACACAGACACGCUCAAUGAGUCAUCCUACGUCGAAGAUACUAUCGCGGCAUUUAAAAAGCGGGUCAUCCACACCUACCACUCAGAAGGCGCUGGUGGAGGGCACGCUCCCGACAUCAUUCGAGUUUGCGGAGAAUCUAACGUGCUUCCUUCCAGCACGAAUCCAACCAGACCUUACGCCUCUAAUACGCUUGAUGAGCAUCUCGACAUGCUCAUGGUAUGCCAUCACCUGAGUCGAAAUAUCGCCGAAGAUGUUGCAUUUGCGGACAGUCGAAUCCGUGCCGAGACCGUGGCAGCGGAAGACUGCCUGCAGGACUCUGGAGCAAUUUCGAUCAUCUCUUCGGACUCUCAGGCGAUGGGAAGAAUAGGCGAAGUGGUGUCACGCACUUGGCGCACCGCUGCGAAGAUGCGAGAAAUGACUGGUCCGCUCAAGGACAUGACGCAAGGGCAGGAUGCGCCAGAUGAGGACGGCCGCGACAAUCAACGUGUUAAGCGCUACGUGUCCAAGUAUACCAUCAACCCGUAAGUCAUGUCGCUGAUGAUACAUUCACCCAAGUCUGAUGUGCUGAUGCCCCCUGCUCUGCUUUGUCCUACCGGUUGAUAAGUGCCAUCGUGCACGGCAUGUCGCAUCUCGUAGGCUCUGUCGAGGUGGGCAAAGUUGCCGAUUUGGUGCUAUAUCGGCCGGAGAACUUCGGCACAAAGCCCGAGAUCGUACUCAAGGGCGGGCAGAUUGCGUGGGCGCAAAUGGGAGGUGAGUUACCAUCAGAAUUCUGUACGCUCGCCUCGAGUGUCAGGCUGACGGAUAUCGUGGACCGAAACAGAUGCCAACGCCAGCAUUCCAACGGUCCAGCCGAUCUUUGGAAGACCCAUGUUCGGUUGGCAUGCAGGGCAACACAAUUCGAUCGUCUUUGUCAGCAAAGCAUCCAUCGACGAAGGUGAGGACUUGACGGCUUGCUUCAUGUUUCGCUGAUGGAAUUUUGAGGGCCUAACCAAGUCCAUCUUGUGUGUGUGGCUAGGCGCCAUAGCAUCCUACGAUCUCAAGAAACGCGCCGAGGCGGUUCGAAAUUGUCGCAACAUCAGCAAGAGGGACAUGAAGUGGAAUGAUGCGCUGCCCAGGCUUACGGUGGACCCGGAGACGUGAGUACGGGAAAGCGCGAGGAGCGGUAACGCUCCUGCGGGGGAUCGUCCCUAACCGAUGUUUCCCGUGCUCUUCUCUACAGGUACGAUGUGACAGCCGACGGAGAACUUUGCACAAUCGCGGCAUCGACCUCGUUGCCCAUGACACAAGCCCAGCAUCUCUUCUAA
Molecule: messenger RNA, 2873 nt
Organism: Ceraceosorus bombacis
Lineage: Eukaryota; Fungi; Basidiomycota; Exobasidiomycetes; Ceraceosorales; Ceraceosoraceae
Source: the annotation of a GenBank genome assembly